Amphimedon queenslandica is the source of this 3549-nucleotide messenger RNA. Its product is annotated as histone-lysine N-methyltransferase 2D-like. Gene Ontology annotation, cellular component: nucleus. The transcript has 16 exons. Gene Ontology annotation, biological process: regulation of transcription by RNA polymerase II. The coding region runs from base 14 to 3256 and encodes 1080 amino acids. The record is from RefSeq and is a predicted model, not a curated record. NCBI's taxonomy places the organism in Eukaryota, Metazoa, Porifera, Demospongiae, Haplosclerida, Niphatidae.
GCCUGCAAUUAUAAUGGGCGUGUUUUAUUUUGACCACGCCCACGCUCGUUAUUACCACACCUACAAUAUCUCUCGCUCAAAAAAUGGCUGCAGGUUUGUACAUGUUGUAGCCUUACUAGUGUCGCUCACGGCUGGUAUAAUAAUGGGGAGCUCCAAAAAGCACAAGAGUAAAAAACACAAGAGCUCUGGCGGGAGCAGCUUCGAGGAAAGAGAUAUCAACAGAGUCACAAUGUACCUACGUGUCCCUCAAGGGGACGAAGAAUAUGAAUACGAAGAUGAGGAGGAGGAGGACGAAGGUGAGAGCGAAGAGGGUCUUCUUGUCCAGCUUCCUUUGGAAGACAUUGCCAGAGCCAGAAUGGGCAUGACCGAGUCUCGAUCGCAUCACAAAAAGAGCAAAAAAUCAAAGAAGAAACACCAUCGACACGCGCCCUCUGUCCCAACUCCUGCAAUUCCAUUCACUGAUGAUCUUUUAAGAGCAACAGGAUUGGACGAUAUCAGUGAUGAAGAAUUUGAGGAAUCGCUUGUGCAAGGUGCUGGUCACGACUCGGGAAAAUUUUCUUCAUAUGACAAGGCACCGAAUCCCGGGAAAAAAUUCCCCCAUGCUAAACUAGAGUCGCCUUCUCAGAGCUUAAAGGUUGAGAUUGAUCUUAAUCGACUGUCGCUGGGGAAACGGAUGUUGCCUGGGAAACCGUUACCAGGGAAACGACAGUCUUUGUCCUCUUCGGAACAAGAGCUAGCUAAACCGCCUGAUUUGACUUCACUGUCGUAUCAUGCCACGCCCUCUCUGCUCAAACAGACUCCGCCCGGUUACGAAUCACGUCCUCUCUCUUCGUCUUCUGAAAAGAAAAAAAAGAAAAAGAAAGGAAAGCAUAAACAUAGCCGACAUCUUGAAGCCCCACCCCCUCUCGUGAAAAAGGAGGAGCCAAUGGAGGAUGACUGGAUGGGGUCUGCUUCUCCUCUUGGACUUUCUUUUGACGAUAGCUUCUCGUCUUCUAAAUCAUUUAAUGAGAUUAGUUCCACCUCAAGACCCAAUGAAUUAGCCACACAAUCAGUUCUUGCUCCACCAGCACCUGCUCCACCAGCACCUGCUCCACCAGUACCUGCUCCAUCAUUAGCAGCAGCAGUGGAGAACCAACCUUCAAAUAAAGCUCCUCCUGUUUCACCCCCAGUCUCUUCCACUCCCUCUUCUCACAUUAUUGGUACACGACUACCUCCCAACGCUCUCAAGUAUUUCCUGAGACACUUGCACAAUCAGUUGUGUCGCAAUGACCCCGAGGGGGUUUUUGGUGAGCCGGUGACCGACGAGAUAGCCCCUGGAUACUCUGCCAUUAUCAAGCAACCAAUGGAUCUACAAACUAUGAUGAAUAAAGUUGAAUUGAAUGAGUAUCCAUCAGUUAAUGAGUUUAAGGAGGAUUUCAUUAUAAUGUGUAGCAAUGCUAUGACCUAUAACUCACCUGAGACAGUUUAUUACCAAACUGCUAAGCGACUACUCAAUCUUGGACUGAAAAUGAUACAAAAGGAGCUAUCAAUUCGUCCUGAUAUCCAGCACGGUCUCGUACCACUCACCCAGCCCCUUCCUCUCUCUACCUCGUCCUCCCCUGUUGAUUACUCAAGUCCUUUUCUCUGCAGGAUCAAUCUCUCCAUGCUACCUCCUCCUCCUCUAUCAUCAGUAGGAGCAGGGCCUCCUGGCAGUAAUCCAGCUUUGUCUGAUGAGAAUAAUACCGGUAUUAUUGAUGUGUCUGGUGAGAUUAUAGAACCCACAGUUGAUCAGUCUUACUUAACUCGUGUUCAAGUUGGUUUUGAUACUGAACUCUCACCCCCUCCUCCUCCUCCUCCUCCUCCUCCUCCUCGUCCCAUAGCCCCAGUACCAAUAGCACCAUCACAAAUCCCACCAAUCACAUCAAAAAGAAUGAAGCAAGGCCCAGUAACAAGAACAUCUCACACAGGAUCACAUAAAUCACAUCUCACACCAAACUCUUCAUCACAUGUAGCACAAGUAUCAUCAUCAUCAUCAUCAUCAUCAUCAUCACAGUUCGUCUCAUUACAAACUCCAUCAUCUUUAUACUCAGCUCCUCUUCACUUACCAACCGACUCUCUUAAGACACUAGGUAGCAGCAGCCCUGCUGUAGGAGAAUUAGAGACACCAAUGAUACAGGAAGGAGUGGGGCAGAAAGGCAAUGGUGGGCCUAAUUUAGAAGAAGAGGAUAUUCUCUCUCAAGUUGAUGAAGCUACGAAGAAUUUGAGAAAGAGACAUGGUACCUCCUCACCUGCUGAGUUGAGUUUUCUUAAUCAAGAGGAAGAUGGAGAGGCUUACCUUCACAUACUCAACCCUCAUACAGCAAAAAGUUGUCUUCCUGUUGAUCUCACUUCGCUCUCUGAGAAGAUCAAAGCUGGCCACAGUGCCUCUACUGUGCUGACCAGUGAGCUACCAGUCUUUAAAGCAACACCUGUCAGUUAUUUGAUGUAUGGUCCUUUUGGCUCAUUUGCUCCUACAUAUGACACAGCUUUUGCCACGCUAAGCAAAAAUGACUCUUCCCUUCUUCUCUCAACAUACGGCAGUGAAUUGGGAGUCAGUUAUGCCAACAGUCUACAGCAGUUUGUGAAAGGCUGUGGGAGUUUUGCUCUAGAGAUGGGCAACGCCAUUUUGAAUAGUCUGACAAGCGGGAGACACGGAAGAAUGCAGGAGACUAUAUCAAGACAGAAAGACGAGACAGAUAAAGAGACAAACAAGCCACCAACAUCAACUACAGGGAGUGAAGAUACAAAUAACGUGAUUGAUAAAGAUAAACAGAAGAGUAACGAUGGAGUUGAUACUGCACAAGAAGAUACUGAACCAAUGGAAACUGAACAAGAGGAGUCUCCAGGGAUUCCUGAGGACCAGUCAGAUGUACAGGAUACUAUUGACAAAACAAGCAAGUUAAUUGUUAAUCUCGAUGACAUUCAGAGAGAGCGUCUUUCGAAACCGCCUUCACUUGACAGCAAAGGACAUUACGUGUUACCUCCACCUUCUGAACAAGAAAUUAAAACAGCCUCUAGUAUCACAUCACAGUUAGUGUCAGUGGCUUCAAAGGUCCCUCCAUCCCAACUUGUUUCAGUAUCUAGUCUACGUAAUGCAAUGGGCACAGAGAGACAGGAUUCAUCACAACCUAUGAGUAACAACACAUCUCGAUCAGAUGGAGUAGGAGUGGCUUCCUGUUCGAUUGCUGGAGGGCCAUUACAGGGCCAAGAGCAACAGGCUCAUUCUAAGACUAAUUAACACAUUCUUCACACUACUCAUUCUCAUGUUGAUUGCCACAGCCCACUGGGAUUACCUUAUUUGGUAAAAUCAGAAGAGCAGUGGUUUACACACAUGCACUGCACACACACACACACACACACACAGUUGGUAUAUUAUUAUAUUCAUGAAAAUGAAUACAUACUUGUGUUUAGGGGAAUGUUGUAAAAAAUAUCAAGAAUGGAUUGAAUCACUAAGUAAUAAUUAUUAUUAUUCUAAUAAUUUAUAAAUUUAAACAAAAUUCCACUAAAGUGUGAGAAAAGGUGGAAAAGAAA